Messenger RNA from Solea solea (common sole), 1996 nucleotides. RefSeq names its product putative protein MSS51 homolog, mitochondrial. The record is from RefSeq and is a predicted model, not a curated record. The coding region runs from base 150 to 1304 and encodes 384 amino acids. The transcript is spliced from 6 exons. NCBI's taxonomy places the organism in Eukaryota, Metazoa, Chordata, Actinopteri, Pleuronectiformes, Soleidae.
GGCUCUCGUGCAGCCAGGAAUGUUCUGGAGUCGACAGAUCUUACCAGAAGGGAAUGCACAGGUGCUAAAUGUGGCAGCAGAAGCUCCAGUCGCCCCAGACACACUGCUCAGAUAACAGGACACAGAGGGAGCCUGUGUGAGACUCACACAUGACAGAAACUGACCGAGCUUCACUGGAGACCAUGGGGAAACCCAUGGCCUUCCACUCCCAGAAAGAGAUGUUCGAGAAGAUGGAGGAAUCCUUUAAAAUGUGUGCACACUGUGAAAAGUGGCCGAAGCAGCUGUCAGACCCACACAGCUUGAAGCGUUGUGGGAGGUGUCUGAACGUGUACUACUGCAGUAAAGAUUGUCAGAAAGAGGACUGGCCCAAACAUAAGAAGUUCUGCUCACAGCUGCGUCUUGCUGCCAUUGACAGAGUGGUGGAGUGGCUUGUGUUCAAAGGAGAUCUUCCAUUCCCCACAGAAAAAUGGUCAACGCCCCAUUCGCAGGUUCAGGGUUGGGACGACUGGCUUGCGAUGCAGAAAGAUCUCCCAGCUCACCUCGAGUCCAUUUUAAAUGGAGCUAACAUGAAAGACUUGUGGAGUGACGCUUGCAGGCCUCGACCUCACGAUGAAGACCUUAAACAGUCCUUGUGGAGGGUCUGCAGUGAAUUCUUCUCCAGGCCGCUGACCAUUGCCUGGGGUAUGAGGUCAUUUGGCCUUCACCCUUAUUCCAAACCUCUGACCAUUCACCUGGUGGGAGCAGGCCAGAGUGAGACACUAGCAGCCAAACUGACAGACUAUGAUGAGCUUAACAACAUGUUCCCCGAUCACCAGGGGAUUGAAAUAGUCAUGGUGGGUCCAGAGGUGGUGGAUGGACCCAUUGUGAGGCCUCCUUUGAGAUCCUUUGGCCCCAAGAAGAAGGUGUACAUCAGUGCCUACAAGGGUCUCUACCACGACUUCUGGGAGGAGCUGGUGAAGAAAGAGGAGGCUGCCCAACCAGACCUGGUGGUUGGAUUUCACCCUGGAUUUGAUGCCAGUCAGGGCCUGGACCAAGGCUGGCUUCCAACACUUCUGCUCCUCAGGGAUUAUGAGAUUCCAUCACUUUUCACUGCUCUCAAUGAGACGGAGAUCACCUACUCCCUGCAGAUCCUGUUGGAGUUGGAGAUGAACAUGAAGGGAAGUGGAGUCAACCCCUUCUCCUCGCUGAAACCAGAGGUGGUAAACUCAAGUCCUAACAAGACUCCUGCUUUCUGCAACUCGCACUACAUGUGUUUCCAGGGUCUGCUGGAGACUGUGGAGUUUGAGGAGCCAGAGGAGAACUGAUGGAGCUUCAUGCUGCAGAGCAUGCAUGUUGUUUCUUUGACUUUGUUAACAGUUAACGGUUGUGAACCUUGGCUCUGGCAUUUACAUUCACUAUCUUAGUUUCAUGUCAUUUUACUGCCAGACUGGUGAGAUUUGAAUAUGUCGUUUAUUGGCUUGUGGAGAGGUGUUAGUACUUUGUAGGAAUAGUAAAACGUGUAGUGAUAUAAAUCAAAUGAACAAAGAGAAGACUCUAAUGUUCAUUUCAUUAUUUGCAGUAAAGAAAAAACAAUGAUUAUGAAUUGGACAAUUAUACACUGAAACCUACUGCGAUGCAUUUAAUGCACAUGCAAAUAUUCUGAAUUAAAACUUUACUUUGAAGUACUCUGAGGAAAUAAAACCAACAUAAGCUAAUCAUGCUGCAAAGGCAAGAGCGCUAACCACUCCACCAACCAUGUGACCCCGUUCAAUAUAUAUUCUGAGAAAAAUACGUCAAAUUAUCUAAUAUUGUAGCCAAAAUCAUACCGUUGUCGUUGACAUUGAUCUGUGAAUGAGUUGAAUGACGCAUCACUGUCAAAAUGUUUAGAAUUCAUUUAUAUUUAACGAUAUGUAUAAAGUUCAUACAGAUUUUUUUUUUUAAUCAAUAAAAAAGAUGAUUAAAAUAACAACUUGCAUCAGAUUUACAAACAUAUUAGCUGUAAAUAUACAUACACACA